AUGGCCGUGCUAAUUUCUUUGAUUUUACUCGCUCUUCCUUUUCCCUUUGCUUCCAAUAAUUGGACCUAUUAUCCAAAAAAAUUGUCGGCCUACGAAUGUGGUUUCGAUCCUUUGGGUGAUGCUAGAAGUUGUUUUGAUAUACAAUUUUAUCUUGUUUCCAUUUUAUUUAUUAUUCAUGAUCCGGAAGUAACAUUUUCCUUUCCUUGGGCAGUACCUCCCAACAAGAUUGAUCCAUUUGGAUCUUGGUCUAUGAUGGCCUUUUUAUUGAUUUUGACGAUUGGAUCUCUCUAUGAAUGGAAAAGGGGUGCUUGGAUCGGGAGUAGCCACUAGUGAUAGGGCAAAAAUAGGGAGGAAGGACAAAGGAAAGACACAUUCCUACAUUAAAUCAAUUGAUUCGUCAUGGUAGAGAA
Molecule: messenger RNA, 410 nt
Organism: Glycine soja
Lineage: Eukaryota; Viridiplantae; Streptophyta; Magnoliopsida; Fabales; Fabaceae
Product: NADH-ubiquinone oxidoreductase chain 3
Cellular component (GO): NADH dehydrogenase complex
Molecular function (GO): NADH dehydrogenase (ubiquinone) activity
Source: RefSeq, a predicted model, not a curated record